This is a messenger RNA of Labeo rohita (rohu), 1185 nucleotides long. It is a transcript of the gene reep6, whose product is annotated as receptor accessory protein 6. The record is from RefSeq and is a predicted model, not a curated record. The transcript has 7 exons. NCBI's taxonomy places the organism in Eukaryota, Metazoa, Chordata, Actinopteri, Cypriniformes, Cyprinidae. Bases 140 to 766 code for a protein of 208 amino acids.
UCCCACAGACGCGUCACUAGUCAGUAAGCGGAUUGAGUCUGUUCAGUCAGCGAAACUAUAUUAGAGAAGACACUACUCAUGUUAUCAUUCAUACACUCGUGAUUAAUUGUAUAACGUUACACUUUUCUUGUAAGCCACGAUGCUUGCCAUAUUUAAAAAGAUAAAAGACCGCGUCGAGGCUUUCUUGAACGAGAAGAACAUAGUCACUGACUGUCUCAAUAAAAUCGAAGAAAAAACAGGCAUCAAGAAACGUUAUUUAGCGCUCGGUGCUGUUGGUGUGACUGGAGCGUAUUUGUUAUUUGGAUAUGGUGCUUCUCUGCUCUGUAAUCUGAUUGGUUUUGUUUAUCCAGCAUAUUACUCUAUCAAAGCCAUAGAAAGUCCUGAUAAGGAGGAUGACACACAAUGGCUGACAUACUGGGUAAUCUACGGCUUCUUUAGCGUGGGUGAAUUCUUCUCUGACAUUUUCCUCCACUGGUUUCCUUUCUACUAUGUAUGUAAGUGCUUGUUCCUGUUGUGGUGCAUGGCUCCAGUCUCCUGGAAUGGUUCUCAGAUUCUGUACAGGCAUGUGGUGCGGCCACUUUUCCUGAAGCAUGAAGCCAAAGUAGACGAGAUGGUCAGCGGUAUAGGCGUGAAGGCCAUGUCAGCAGCCGAGAACGUCACGAGAGAGGUUCUUACCACUCUGGUGAGAAACCGGACUAUUGGUCCAGCUGAGCCUGAAGCCAGAAGACUGCCCAGUUCAUCUACUACUGAACCAUCUGUUGAUUAAAUGAUUUACAGAUGGCAAAAUUGAUCUGAGGAGACAAAUCAUGUGACAACAACAUGCAAGAGAUGCAGCAUCAUAUUAAAGACGUGACAGCAGAGUCAUAUGGUCUCAUUAUAUAGAACUCAGUGAGUGAAUUGAUGCCUGAUUUUCAGACAGCCGCUGUCAGGAGUGGAGUUUUGAAUUUUAUAGUUUAACAAUCUGGUGUGAUUAAUUAUGUUGAUCAUUUAUUUGUAAUUCUUUGCUCAGUUUAUAAAUUUGUCCAGAUUGUUUAAAUGUCUUCAGCAUUUAAACACAGCAAAAAAUAAACAUACUGUAGGAAAUUCAACAGACAACAUUACAUUUUUUGUAGUAAUAUAUAUUGUAUUCAUUGCAUCUGUCAAGGAUUUUGUAAUGUUGUUAUGAUAAAAUAUCUAAGUCUUCAA